AUGGAGGCUGCCGCGCUCAGGCAGCCAGUAGACACGGCCAUGGAGGAUGCGGGCAAGGUGGAGCACAGCUUGGGCACACCUGUCGACCCGCCGUCAAUAAACUGUCUCGACGGCUGGAUCGAGAGCUUGAUGACCUGUAAACAGCUGUCCGAAGACGAUGUGCGGAGGCUAUGCGAAAAAGCGCGCGAAGUGCUGCAAGACGAGUCCAACGUACAGCCCGUGAAAUGCCCAGUCACCGUCUGCGGCGACAUCCACGGCCAGUUCCACGACCUGAUGGAGCUCUUCAAGAUCGGCGGCCCCAACCCAGACACAAACUACCUCUUCAUGGGCGACUACGUCGAUCGUGGAUACUUCUCCGUCGAGACCGUCACCCUCCUGGUCGCGCUGAAGAUCCGCUACCCCCAGCGCAUCACCAUCCUCCGCGGCAACCACGAGAGUCGACAAAUUACGCAAGUGUACGGCUUCUACGACGAGUGUCUGCGCAAGUACGGCAAUGCGAAUGUGUGGAAGUUCUUCACCGAUCUCUUCGACUACCUCCCACUUACCGCGCUCAUCGACAACCAGAUCUUCUGCUUGCACGGAGGCCUGUCGCCAAGCAUUGACACGCUGGACAACAUUCGCGCCCUCGACCGCAUUCAAGAAGUGCCGCAUGAGGGACCAAUGUGUGAUCUGCUGUGGUCGGACCCAGACGACAGGUGUGGAUGGGGAAUCAGCCCGAGAGGUGCUGGAUACACUUUCGGGCAGGAUAUCAGUGAGGCUUUCAACCACAACAAUGGCCUGACACUGGUGGCGCGGGCGCAUCAGCUGGUUAUGGAAGGGUACAACUGGAGUCAGGACAGGAAUGUGGUUACGAUAUUCUCAGCACCCAACUACUGCUACCGAUGCGGUAACCAGGCCGCCAUCAUGGAGAUCGAUGAGCAUCUCAAAUACACCUUCCUACAAUUCGACCCCUGCCCACGUGCCGGCGAACCCAUGGUUUCUCGCCGAACACCCGACUACUUCUUGUAG
Molecule: messenger RNA, 1008 nt
Organism: Fulvia fulva
Lineage: Eukaryota; Fungi; Ascomycota; Dothideomycetes; Mycosphaerellales; Mycosphaerellaceae
Product: Serine/threonine-protein phosphatase PP2A catalytic subunit
Exons: 3
Coding region: 1-1008 (335 amino acids)
Biological process (GO): mitotic cell cycle; peptidyl-serine dephosphorylation
Cellular component (GO): cytosol
Molecular function (GO): protein serine/threonine phosphatase activity
Source: RefSeq, a predicted model, not a curated record